Coccinella septempunctata (seven-spotted ladybird) is the source of this 1146-nucleotide messenger RNA. It is a transcript of the gene PpV, whose product is annotated as serine/threonine-protein phosphatase 6 catalytic subunit. The record is from RefSeq and is a predicted model, not a curated record. Gene Ontology annotation, cellular component: cytoplasm. Gene Ontology annotation, molecular function: protein serine/threonine phosphatase activity. The transcript is spliced from 4 exons. NCBI's taxonomy places the organism in Eukaryota, Metazoa, Arthropoda, Insecta, Coleoptera, Coccinellidae. Gene Ontology annotation, biological process: peptidyl-serine dephosphorylation; G1/S transition of mitotic cell cycle. Bases 203 to 1114 code for a protein of 303 amino acids.
UCAUACUGUCAAAUUACAAAUUCAAUCGAAAUAUGAAUGUCAACCACUAUUGUGCUGUUCAGUUUAAUUUUGCUUGUCUAAAGUUUUUAUAAAAAUGCCUCUAGAUUGAAAAAGGUGAAAAUUUACUCUCUGAGUGUCCAGACUCCUGAUCAUUUACACAUUUCGAUUUUACUUUAACACCUAUUGGUGAAGACAUUCCAAAAUGUCUGAGCUGGACAACUGGAUUGAGAUAGCCAAGCAAUGUAAAUAUUUACCUGAAACGGAUCUAAAGAAACUAUGUGAUAUUGUCUGUAAUAUAUUACACGAAGAAUCAAAUGUUCAGCCUGUACAAAUGCCUGUUACUAUAUGUGGGGAUAUUCAUGGGCAGUUUUAUGAUCUGGAAGAAUUGUUUCGUUGUGGAGGCCAAGUUCCUGAUACAAAUUAUGUGUUCUUAGGAGAUUUUGUUGAUCGCGGCUAUUAUAGCUUAGAAACAUUCACGCGUUUGUUAACUUUGAAGGCUAAAUAUCCAAGUAGAAUAACAUUAUUAAGAGGAAAUCAUGAAAGCAGGCAGAUAACUCAAGUAUAUGGAUUUUAUGAUGAGUGCCUUACAAAAUAUGGUAAUACUAAUGCUUGGAAAUAUUGCUGUAUGGUAUUUGAUAUGUUGACUGUUUCUGCUUUAGUCGAUGAGAAAAUAUUUUGUGUUCAUGGAGGCUUGAGCCCAGAUAUAAAAACUAUAGACCAGAUCAGAGUAUUAGACAGAAAUUGUGAAAUUCCACAUAAAGGUGCAUUCUGUGAUUUAGUUUGGUCCGAUCCUGAAGACAUAGAAACUUGGGCUACUAGUCCAAGAGGAGCAGGAUAUUUAUUUGGUCCAAUAGUAACUCAUCAAUUCAUGGAAAUCAAUGAUUUGAGUCUUAUAUGUCGAGCACAUCAGUUAGUAAAUGAAGGUUUUAAAUAUAUGUUCGAUCAAAAAUUGGUAACCGUUUGGUCAGCCCCAAAUUAUUGUUAUCGAUGUGGUAACAUAGCAAGUAUUUUACAAUUCCAAUCUACAGACUCGAUGGAAGCCAAGUUAUUUUAUGCUGUCCCAGAUGGAGAAAGAGUGAUACCAAGCAGAAACGUUACUCCAUACUUUUUAUAAUUCAUUUUAUUGCAAUAAAUAGUCUAUGUCAA